Drosophila serrata is the source of this 1532-nucleotide messenger RNA. RefSeq names its product claudin (gene kune). The record is from RefSeq and is a predicted model, not a curated record. Gene Ontology annotation, biological process: septate junction assembly; regulation of tube size, open tracheal system. NCBI's taxonomy places the organism in Eukaryota, Metazoa, Arthropoda, Insecta, Diptera, Drosophilidae. Gene Ontology annotation, cellular component: membrane; septate junction.
UUAUGCUGAUUUGGUCACACAGUAGGGCGUGUUUGGUAAACAGUUGGUGAAGACAGUCAAACUCUAAACGAAAUUUUUAAACUAAAACUUGAACGAAAUGGGGGCGUCCAAUCGCAAUACGCAAGUGGCCCUCGGCUUAUCCGCGUUCUCCUUUUUGCUUUUUCUCAUUGCGUUCUCGACGCCGUAUUGGCUGGUUACCGAUGGCCGCUUGGAAAAUCCACGCUUCACAAACUUGGGCUUGUGGGAAGUUUGCUUUAAUAACUUCCAAGAUAUACACCGAUUCUUCGAUAACCGCUUUAGAGGAUGCAUGUGGGUGUUCGAGGAAGAGUAUUAUAUCAUUCACGACUUCCUGCUUCCCGGCUUCUACAUAGCCGUGCAGUUCUUCGCAACGCUCUGCUUCGUCAUGUGUCUCAUCGCCCUGCCGCUGACCCUGGCUUUGCUGCGAACCUCCCGCGACGAUGACCGCAACGUUGUGCUGCUGCUGACGGUUGGAACAUGCCAAGUGGUUGGCUCAAUAUUCGGCUUUAUUGCCGUGGUCAUCUUUGGUGCCAAGGGAGACUCGCGCGACUGGAUGCCCGGCUGGCAAAACAACGACAUGGGUUGGUCAUUCGCUUUGGGCGUGGUUGGAGCCGUCAUGCUUAUGCCAGCUGGUAUUUUGUACAUGAUUGAGGCGCGCCGCGAGCGCUACAAGCGUCUGAACGAGAUCAGCAACCGCCAAGUCAGUGAAUACGGAGACGAUUACUAUCAGGAUCAGGCACAUGCCGCAGCGGCUGCCAUCCCAUCAGCUCCCGCUCCGUCAUCCUACUUUGCACCGGAGCCAAGUCGGCCGCGUCGUCCCCAGCCAGGACACCGUGCACCGAGCGCCCCCGCACCAGGAGGAAUUCAAACCGAUAUUUAACGAAAACAAAAAAUGAUAACGAAUCUGUUCGUGGAAAUAGUUAUACCCAAAUUCCACGAAUUCACAUCCGUCCAAAAAUCUGAAUCUGAUUGUGAAAAUAAUUUCACCCUGCACUUUAUCGAAUAUAUCAUUCCACUUAAGUAGGAACAAAACUGUAAUCAAUGGUACCCGUCCCUCUCCAGCUAUUGCUGGAAACUAUUUGAUUGUGAACAUAUUUUCACUUAAACAUUAUUUUCUAUUUGCAUGCACAAACGACCAUUCCGUUAUUUUUUAUAAGAAAAACAAUACCCGUCAAUUUAAGCCUAUUUGCUAACGUCCAAAAUGUGUUAUUCCUUUCUCGUUGCAUUUUUUAUGUUUUUGUGUAUAAAAAAAAGAGUCCUUUAACUGUUGCAAGUGUCCUUAAUGUAUACUUUUAAAUUUGAGUAAUUUAGUCAAAGCUAUUUAUAUGGAAGAUGGCUAACGGGAAAAAUAAUACAUUAACGGAAGCAUAAGGUAUGCUUUUAAUCUGAUAACUGCUCUUAUACUAUAUGCUAGUAUUGCUUUUACAUAUCGUGUGCACUAGCACAACAAUAUCCAUUGCAUUUUAAUGGUUAAUAAAAAUAAAACAAAUAUAAUAUACUGUGAUUAUAUAUUU